Owenia fusiformis is the source of this 871-nucleotide messenger RNA. NCBI's taxonomy places the organism in Eukaryota, Metazoa, Annelida, Polychaeta, Sabellida, Oweniidae. The record is from the annotation of a GenBank genome assembly.
UAACCAGGUGUGCGCGUCGGGUUUGCGCAUUUUCGAUUCAGCUAGUCGUGUUUGCAUACUAACUCCCAGGGUCCAGCCAUGAAGGUCGCUAUUGCAGUGUGUUUGGUUGCUGUGUUAUACCUCGCUGAGGCAUCACGCAUUAAUGAACUGGAGAAAUUGAAAGAUGACUCCGAAUUGGCUGAGAUGAGAAUGCUACUGAAGAGAUAUAUGGAACUGCAUCAGAAAAGGAAUGGCGGUAGCUCACCAUCAUGCCCAGAGAUGACACUGGAAACUGAGUAUCUGGCAAAUCCCAAUGACGAGAAAAGCUAUUAUGAGUGUGUGCCGUCAUACACAAUGAAGGAGGAAACAUGUAACCAAUCGUGGGGAGAAAAGAAAUUCAACCCAAUGAACGGAAUGUGUGAAGACGUCCCAUCCUGGAAAUAAACCAUGGACUCCAUUUUGCUAUAACCACUUGAAUAAUAACAUUUUACUCCAACUCUUGACUUUGGUAACCGUAAUUAUAAAGAUAAUUGACAUUAGCAGACACCAUUAUAUACUAAAAUAUACAGAUCUUUGAAUAUGCACAAUGGAAGCUCUAAUUUGAAUAAUAUAAGAAAAAAAAGAAAUUGUAACUGGUACAAUCAUGAAAUAUAUUUGCAUCGAAACAUUAUCUUACAUUUUUUCUGUUUAUUGAUUAUGGACAAAGACCGUCCCAUAUUAUUUAGUUUGCCAUAGGCUAUUACAGUCAAUCUUACUUUCUCUAUCCGAUCCGUCAUUCAAACCUAAAAUAUGAGCAAUCAAAAGAAAUACAGAUACAAAAAAUACAUUCAUAUUGUACACGCAGGACGUUUCGGGUGAAUUACUUUUAUGUGCAGUAAACCUAUGGCCUCCU